UUACAAAUUUUAGGCCGGCAUCAGGCGGGCCACAAACUGCCAGAUAAUGGAGGAAAAGCCACUGUUUGAGGGCAAACACUGCCUCUCGCUAAAAUGUGUCCUGUUCCUAUUCUACGGAGGCUUGGGAUGCAUCUAUCCCUUCCUUCAAACGAACAUGGCCCAGAAGGGCUUCGCGUACAAUGAGAUCUACUCGAUAUCGGUAAUAAUUCCACUAACGGCACUGCUCGGUCCGAUCGUCUUUGCACUGCUGGUUGACAAGUGGGCCAUCGGGAAUGCGUUUGCCUAUGGUAAACGGUUGCGUAUCCUUACCGCCGUCACGAUUAUCGCUUCGAUGGUGCUGUACGUGCUGCUGAUGUUCGCUGUCAGCAGGACUCCACCACCGGAGAUGUGUGCACCGCAGGCCAGCUUCUUGUGCAAUCGUAAGGGAGCGUUCAUCGUGCAGGAGAAAUGUUCGGAGAAUGGUAUCUGUCACGAUUGGCCGGCAGAGAAGACGGGAAUGUUAAACUUGGAGAACUGUACCUACAGCUGUCAGAAGGAGAACCAGUUCGAGAGCACGUGCUACAGUCGACAUGCCAAAUCGGCCCAGAUGGCGGCCUGGUUGCGUGAGCAGGAAGACGCCCAGGAUGAUGAUGAGGGUGCGGUGCUAGAUUUGGGCAGUGGACAGGGUACGAUCGAGCGUGAUUCGGAUGGUGAUGGAAUACCGGACAAUCUCGAUACGGAUGAUGAUAACGACGGUAUUCCUGAUACGCGUGAUCCUGACUCGAGCAACGAUCUGGAUGGUGACGGAAUUCCGAACGAGCUGGAUCCUGAUGAUGACAACGAUGGUAUACCGGAUGACAAGGAUGAUGAUGAUGACAAUGAUGGAAUUCCGGAUGAUCAGGAUGUGGAUGAUGAUAAUGAUGGUAUUCCGGACACGUUGGAGGGUAAGGCCAAGUCGAACGAUCUGGAUGGAGAUGGUAUUCCGAACGAUCAGGAUCCUGAUGAUGAUAACGAUGGAAUUCCGGACACGGAGGACGAUGAUGAUGAUAAUGAUGGAAUUCCAGAUGAUCAGGAUCUGGAUGAUGAUAAUGAUGGUGUGCCGGAUGCGCUGGAAGGCAAAGCUAAGACCAACGAUCUCGAUGGAGAUGGUAUUCCGGACGAUCAGGAUACGGAUGAUGAUAAUGAUGGUAUUCCUGACACGGAGGACGAUGAUGAUGAUAAUGACGGAAUCCCGGAUGCCGAGGAUGUUGAUGAUGACAACGAUGGUAUUCCGGACGUACUAGAAAGCACGCCUCGUUCGAAUGAUCUGGACGGUGAUGGCAUUCCCAACGAGCUGGACGAUGAUGAUGACAACGAUGGAAUUCCGGACGCAGAGGACACAGAUGAUGAUAACGAUGGCAUCGCGGACGAUCAGGACGUUGAUGAUGAUAACGAUGGUAUUCCGGAUGCGCUAGAGGGCAAAGCCAAGUUUAACGAUCUUGACGGCGAUGGCAUUCCGAAUGAUCAGGAUACGGACGAUGAUAACGAUGGAAUUCCGGAUGCAGAGGAUAAGGAUGAUGAUAAUGAUGGUAUUCCGGAUGAUCAGGACGCCGAUGACGAUAACGAUGGAGUCCCGGACGCUAAAGAUCGCGCCAAUGCAAACGAUCUCGAUGGAGAUGGUGUGCCGGAUGCGGAAGACGAUGAUGAUGAUAAUGACGGCAUUCCCGAUGCGGAAGACCCUGACGAUGACAACGAUGGCAUCCCAGAUACGGAAGAUCCAGAUGAUGAUAAUGAUGGCAUACCGGACGAACUGGAAGGAAAGCCGGUGACCCACGAUCUCGAUGGAGAUGGUAUUCCGGAUGAUGAAGAUCCGGACGAUGAUAAUGAUGGGAUUCCGGACACGGAAGACGAUGAUGAUGACAAUGAUGGCAUUCCGGACUCGGAGGAUGUGGAUGAUGAUAACGAUGGUAUACUGGAUGUGCAUGAUCAGGGUCAGCGCAACAAGAACGAUCUCGAUGGGGAUGGUGUCCCGAACGACGAGGAUCCGGAUGAUGAUAACGAUGGAAUUCCAGACGAUCAGGACAGUGAUGAUGAUAACGAUGGCAUACCGGAUGCGGAGGAUGACGAUGAUGAUAAUGAUGGCGUUCCGGACAGUCAGGAAACGGUGAUCGUACCGACCGCAAUCGUGUGUGCGGAUGCCGAUGAGGAGGACGAGAUCUGUCACACGUACAGUGAGGGUGUUAUUCAGGUGAAAGCUACCUUUGACGCGCACAACGAGAAGGACGAAGGAGAUGAGUGCAACUAUCCUUUGGAUGGUUUCCGUUGUCCAUUGGAUAAGGCCUGGGUUAAGGCACAGCCGGCAGGAUGUAAACCCGUGGUGCAGUGUGAUAUUGCUGACCCUUACGAGGACUCAGAGAGUCUGCUGUACGGCACAACUUGCGAUGGUGACGAAGAUAACGAUGGCGAUGAUGACGAGGGUGACUCCACCUUCUACUACUACCUCUCUAUCCGUUCCCUGCUCGAUUUCUUCCUGCUCAGUGGACUAACGCUUCUCAACACGAUCAUCGUCAUUGUAACGCGCGAUCGCUUGACAUCCGGCGUUGCCGAUUUCGGUCGACAGCUUGUCUGGGGUGCGGUCGGUUGGAUCAUCUUCUUCAACGAUGAUUACGAGCAACCGUAUAUGCUGUUCGUACUGCUCUACACCACUGCCGCCGUCAUCCUGCUCAGCCCACUCAAGAUGGACCUGUCUCCGGCUGAAGAGUGGUGGCAGCUGCGCACGGUGCCACAGAAGUUUGUGUCUGUACCGGCUUGCCGCAAAUACUUCCAGCGCUGCUGGCUUCCGUUCCUGGUUGCGAUCGGUCUCGGCUCGCUCUGGAGUGUGAUCGAUUCGAUCGAUGAAUCGCACAUGACCAACCUGCCCACCACCGACGCCGACGAUGGCGAUGAUCCAAAGCAGCAGUCGACCGUGUUCCAGACACUCGUACGAACAGUACUUCUUGCAGGAGAUCUUCUCGCCAUCCCGGUACUGAUCUACUCGCGUCGUAUCAUCGAAGUGUUCGGAACGUGCAAGAUCCUGGUCGGUGCGUUCCUAUCGCUCGUUCUCCGCUUCAUCCUGCUGGCCAUUUUGGAUUACUCGCUGUGGGACGUUGUGGAGGACUGGUUGCUGCCCACUACGCUCGGACUUACCUGGGUUACUCUGGUGCUGCACUUCCGCGAGCUACUGCCCCGUAAAGUGUCCGCCCUUGCACAAGCACUGCCCGUGAUAGCACACUUCGGAUUUGGACGCUUCUUUGGGGCGCUGAUCGGUAUCGAACAUCACUAUCACCGGCUCGAGAAUGAUUAUGAAAUUAUUGCCGGCGUACUGUUCGGACUGACCAUCAUUAGUGUUGUGUUGUACCGCUACAGAGAGAUUGUACUGAACUACCUGGGUCAGUACAUCCCGGCAUUGAAGCCGGGCCAAGCUAAUGGUGCUGCAUCGAAGACUAAGGGUGAAACGAACGUUUAA
Messenger RNA from Anopheles maculipalpis, 3463 nucleotides. Its product is annotated as serine-aspartate repeat-containing protein I-like. Gene Ontology annotation, cellular component: membrane. Gene Ontology annotation, molecular function: calcium ion binding. The record is from RefSeq and is a predicted model, not a curated record. Lineage: Eukaryota; Metazoa; Arthropoda; Insecta; Diptera; Culicidae. The coding region runs from base 47 to 3463 and encodes 1138 amino acids. The transcript is spliced from 5 exons.